AUGUCUCAAUCCUCGGGCACGGAUCGUGAGAUGUCGAGUGAUCUUACCCCACCUGCACAAUCGAACGGCACAGCACCAACAAGCAACGGUGCCAAUGGCACUCACUCAGAACCACGCCCGUCGACGAAAAAGAGGCCAAGCACCGACACGAUAGACUAUCCGCGGCGACGCGCGACCAUAGCUUGCAGGCUUUGCACAGAGCUGAACGCAGAAUGCAUCUACCGUGAGCCAGGCAUCAAACUGGAUGCAGGCGACAAGUUGAUUCUGGAGCAUCUUAACCGCAUCGAGGGCCUCUUGCAAACAAGCAUCACGAGUGGAUUUUCCCUGUCCUCGCAUUCGCCGGCUGUAAGCAACACCACGAGCGAGGAUUUCCUGGCGCGAAGCUCCGGCACUAUUCCCCACUUGGGCAUGGUCCAGCCCAUCAACGGCAUCGGCACGUGGACUAACCAUCCCUCGAACAUCUCCACGAUGCCGAAGACGCACAACACCGCGGCCUUGAAUCUGCUCGCCUCGCCGAUGAUUCGGGAAUUGGUGUCUCGUCAAUACGAUGCGAAGAUCCUUCUCCAGCUAGAAAUGACGCGGGAACCUGUUAGUUUUAGCAGCUCGCGAGGUCUCGAUCUGUCGAACACGGGGACCUAUGUCCAAGCGUACUUUGAAAGAGUGAACGUUUUCUAUGCAUGCGUUAAUCCGUAUACAUGGAGCAAUCAUUACCAAACCGCGCUGGCGCAUGGAUUUCGUGACGGGCCCGAAAGCUGCAUUGUUCUGCUGGUGUUGGCCCUUGGACAUGCUGGUAGUACCGGAAGCAUAACACAGCAAAACCCCGAGAAAGAGCCUCCAGGCCUAGCAUACUUCGCUGCUGCAUGGUCGCUUCUGCCUACUGUGAUGACGAGGAACAAUAUGGUUGCAGCGCAGUGUCAAAUCUUGGCCGCGGCAUACUUGGUCUAUCUAGUGCGACCAGUAGAAGCAUGGAACGUGUUAUCAGGCGCCAGCAUGAAAUUACAAUUGCUGCUGAGUGCACCUGGAAGGGUAUCUCCAGCGGAAGAGGAGCUGGGCAAACGUGUCUACUGGAAUGCUGUCAUGAUCGAGAGUGACCUAUUGGCCGAGCUCGAUCUUCCACACUCGGGUAUUGCACAAUUCGAAGAAGGCUUCUCAUUACCAACCGGUUUUGAAGACCUGGGAAUGGAGGUAGUGGGCCGUGACGAGCUGUGGUAUUUUCUUGCAGAGAUUGCACUACGAAGAUUGCUCAACCGAGUCAGCUCUAUGCUCUACAUUCGGACCACGCCGUAUUCAAAGGGACCAGCUGCCACAUCGGUAGCACAACUAGACCCACUGGUCGUUGAGCUUGACUAUCAGCUGAACCAGUGGUAUGCCGGACUGCCACAGGCAAUGCAGUUCCCCCUAGACAGGGUCCCGUUACAAAAUCCUGUGCAGACUGUCUUAAGACUACGGUACUUUGCCUGCCGCACGAUUAUAUUCCGCCCAUACGUACUCCUUGUCCUACAAGACGAGACCCUGGCCCUCGACUCCAGUGUGCAAGACAACUGCCACAAAUGCUUGGAGGCAUGCCGCAUCAUGCAGGACAUCUCCCUUACCUGUUCCAAGGUGCUCUGUCCAUCGCUGUCGCAACUGCUUCCACCACCAUCUACAAUGGACGACAUCAUCAACAACGUCGUUCUCGAGAUGGAACGAUACGCCCACCUCGCACCAAGCCUGCGUCUUUCGGCCGAGAUAAUUCGAGAGGCCGAGGGAAAGCGCCAGAUGUGGCUACGCACAGCUGGACUGAAGUUUGAACCAUGA
Messenger RNA from Parastagonospora nodorum SN15, 1797 nucleotides. RefSeq lists its product as hypothetical. The transcript has 5 exons. Bases 1 to 1797 code for a protein of 598 amino acids. Gene Ontology annotation, biological process: DNA-templated transcription. NCBI's taxonomy places the organism in Eukaryota, Fungi, Ascomycota, Dothideomycetes, Pleosporales, Phaeosphaeriaceae. The record is from RefSeq and is a predicted model, not a curated record. Gene Ontology annotation, molecular function: zinc ion binding; DNA binding.